This is a messenger RNA of Adineta steineri, 1761 nucleotides long. The record is from the annotation of a GenBank genome assembly. NCBI's taxonomy places the organism in Eukaryota, Metazoa, Rotifera, Eurotatoria, Adinetida, Adinetidae.
AUGUCAAAUGAAAAUAAAGCAAAAUCCUGGAUUUAUCCAUCCAUUCGAACUAUAUCUAUUAUUUUUCUUACAAUUAUCAUAGUUGUUAUUAUUCAAAAUAUUAUAAUCAAUGUAAAAACAGAUAAAUUACUACUUUCAAAUAAAAUGAAUAUUAAAGAUGAUAAAUUUAUUGAUGACACAAUAGCAUUAAGAUCAGCGAUAAAACAAAUGAAUAAACAAAGAAUAUCUAGAACAAAUUCAACAUUUAAUUAUCAAAAUAAAACAUUCGAAACAAUUAUUCAAUGUGUAGGUCCAUUAUACAAUCAAUCAUGUUUAUAUAAAAAUUUAUAUUAUGUCAACAAGACAUUUAUGAUUCUUGCAGUCAAAGGAAGACAAUUACCAAAUUAUUCUGUACGAACAAAUGCUUUUAGUCUCUAUGAUAAAACAAUAAAGAAACGUGAAUUUAAAUCUUAUCCUGAUUUAGAAAAAUUUGUUUUAAAUCUUAUUGAUUUAAAACGAGUUCCAUCUGUAACUUUAUAUUUUGGACAAUUAUGGCAUCAGAAUAUUGGUCAUGCACUUUUCGAUGGACUCUAUCCAGCCUAUGUUGCACUUAUAAGAUUUUCUCCUAGACAUCUUCAACCAUUUCGAAUUCUUACAGAAAUAAGAAAUUGUAAAGAUUGUUGGAGUGAAGAUGUUUAUAGUCGUUUUUCAGGUUUAGGAAUUAUGAAAAUAGCAGUUUUAGAUGAAAUGUCAAAACAAAAAUGGUUUCUAUUCGAUGAAAUUAUAAUGGGUAGUGGAAAAUUAUGUCAACGUUGUGUACAAUCAAAUUUACAAUUACCUGGUGGUGUUGAAUUAGAUGCAUCAAGACUUUUUCGUGAUAGAAUGUAUCAACAACAUGGUCUUAUUCAAUCAACUAUUCGAAAAAAUUCUUCAUCUGAACAUCGAAAAUCUUCUGAUAUUCUUCAAGCAUAUAUUAUUCAUAAUAAACGUUUUACAACUAAUGAUCGAAUAGAAAUUAAUGAUACAAUGAAUGAACUAAAUAAUUAUACGAAUUUUUAUUUAAAUAAAACUAUUAAGAAAAGAAAAUGGCCAUUAAUUCAUGUUACAUAUCUUCAUUAUAAUAAAAUACAAGGUCAAGAUCCAAACUCAUUUCGAAUCAAUGCAACACCAAUUGAUUCUCGAUCACCAAUAUAUGAAUUAAUUGAUAAUAAUUUUAUGACUCAAUUACGUACAGUACGUCAAAUGGAUAUUCAUAUAACUGGACCAGGUACAGGUCAAAUGUAUCAGACAUUUCUAUCCGAUGGAUCCGUUACAAUUAAUGUUGGAGGAUUAAAAUCAAAAAAUAAAUUUACUUCAUAUAUGGAACAACAUAUGACUAGUGGGACACCGUAUAUUAAAGGUCUUUAUUAUCCAAUUAAUAAACGAUCAAAAGGAAUAAAAAAAGAUGAAUUAAUAAAAUUAAUUCGACAAGCAGGACAACUUAUUUUACAAGGUUUUUCAUUACCAGUUAAUCCUCGAGAAAAUCUAGCACUUGAUGGACAAUUAUUUGUUGAAAUGUGUGAAAAAGAUAAGAAAUUUUGUUCGUUAGUAACAGAUAGAUCACCGAAUAAUACUUUUGCAUGUGUUGAUUUUUGGCCAGAAGAUUUUGUACAUGAACAUAAUCAAUGGAAAAAAGGAGGUUAUAUUCGUAAUGGUCGACGUGUUACUUGUCCAUUUAAUCGUUCAUUAUUUUAUGAAUUAAGAGAAAAAUAUGGAAUUAAAUACAAAGAUCCAGUUGAUUAG